CAAGUGUCAGUAGAGAAUCGUCCAAUUCUGCUGUGAUGAAAAAUUAAAUUCCCUCACUUCUGGUGGAGCCAAGUAAGAAUAUUAUGUCUCGAGUAAUAAUGGCAAUAACAUAAAACUUGACGAAUGUUGCUUUAGCUGAGGUGAAAUGAUGACAGACACGUGUGUUGAAGGCUGUGUGUGUAUAGCCUGGUGGCCCCUGCCUCGUCCCUCUCAGACUCGGUAACUCACAGUGGAGUCGCUCGUGUUAAUAAACUCGAAUAGGACUUAUGCACUCUUCACAGUAAAUGGUGUAAAGGGGGGUAUAAUUCUCAAGAGACUUUUUUUAAGAUUCCUUUGUUAACGAGGAAUGGUUUUACCCUCCCUCCUCCUCAGCCUCUGGUCCAGUCUCUGUGGAUGCUGUGAUCUUGCACACCACUAGUCUGGACUUCAAGGCUUGGCUUUAAAGGUUUGAUAACUGUAUCCUAGCCCAGUUGUGGGCACUGCCAUACUCACGCUUGCUUAUCCCACUCCUUGCGCUUCCUUCAUCUUAGAACAAUUGGAAAGGACACUGCAUGGCCUGCAUGGAUAUUUAUCCUAGGUACUAAGUGGGAAAAAUGCCUUUUGCCCUCUAUUUCCCAGAAACGCUACUCGACUCUCAAGAAAAUUUGGAAAUAACAAAUGAAGUAACUACUACUGUGACAACAGACAGCCGAUUUCCUGGUUUUGACAUAACUGAAAGGUACUGGUACUCACAUAAGUUGAGCACGCUCUCUAGGAUAAGACAGCAACUAAAGAACACGGUCAUCAAAGAAAUUAUGAUGAAGGCCUCACUUAGACGCUGUUCGGAUCCUCUCCGAUGCCAGCAUCUUUGGGAUGCAAUCACCACUAUCCGCAACCAUAAGCAGUUACCAUCAUUUGAUAGAAUCCGCCGCUAUAUGAGUCGGAUGCAUAACAUGAAAUCUGAUGAGGUGGAAAAACAUCUUGAAGAAUGUGCUAGUGACAACCUAAUUGCUGUCACUCGCAAGGUGGGCCAAAAAGGUUCCAAGGUUGGCAUCGAGCAAGAGGGGUUCAGAUUGCCGACACCACCAGAAGAGCCGGAUGGUCAUGAUUGGUAUUGCUUUGAAUGCCAUAAAGGCGGAGAUGUGAUCUGCUGUUCGAAGUGUUACCGUGUGUUCCACGAGAUGUGCAUCAACGUAGAAGAUCAUCCCUAUGACAAUGAGCCGUUUGUGUGUGUAGUGUGCAAGAAACGUUUAUAUCAGCGAAGUGUUAAAAGUCGGAUAAAUAGAGAUGACCUCAAUAUGCUCCUAGCAUUUACAGUUGAAAGGCUAAAGGAAAGAUUACCAGUGAAUAUCAUGGAAAGAGUCAUACCAGCCACACAAAAGCCUGGUGUGUUUCUCAGUGACCGAGCAGCUACCAGCCAUCAAGCACUUAUCCGUUCAGACCAGCUGAGUCGCGUUUCAGCUUCAGAACCUUGGAGAGCACAACUGUUGCUUCACCAUCAAAUGGAUUUAAAUACAAUGGAACAGAAGACGACAGAUUGCCGAUAUAAAACUAUUUACGAUUUUGAAAUUGACGCCCUGACAAUUGUACAUAAUGUUGUUAUAUACCAAGGAGUUCACAGCAGUGUAGCAGAUAUGGCUCGGCAAAUGUUGCGGGACUGUCAGUAUGAUCUGAUGGAAUUAGAACAGUGUAAAGACUGCUACCGAAUGUCUAAUGAAAAAUCUGACAAAUAUUGGUUUUGUAAACCUUGUCGACCUCCACAUCAACUAGUAUAUGCCAAACAAAAGGGAUUUCCGUAUUGGCCAGCAAAGGUCAUUAGAGUAGAAAAUGAGCUGUAUGAUGUAAGAUUCUUUGGAAGUCAACAUCAAAGAGCUGUUAUAGAGAAAUCUCAUAUUCGUCCAAUAUCCGUUAAUAUACACACGCUCCAGGUUAAAAGAACUUCAGCGUGGAAUAAAGCUUGUGAAGAAUUGAAAAAACACCAGGAGUUUCUCUCAAUGAUGUCCAAUCAUGAGCCAGACCAUAGAAAUAUGCGAACAGAUUCAGAGGCUCGACAUAAAAGUGAUUCAUUAUCUCCUGACCAAGAAUCUCGACAUACUCACAGAGUUCAAACACAACUGAUGCAAACUCCCCAGAAGAAAGAAAUAAAGGAUGAAGAGGAUAUAAGUGGAAGUGAUGAGGAUGUAAAUGAUGCUAAUGAUGAUGACGAUGACGACGACGAUGACGACGAUGAUGAUGACGAUGAGGAGGAUGAUGAUGAUGAGGAGGAGGAGGAACACGUGGGAGAAGAGGAGGAAGAGGAAGAGGAAGAUGAUGAACCAGAAGAAGAACAAGCAUCCUCUAUAUCAUCCACGUCUAAAGCAAAAACCCCAAAGAUGAAAAAGAAGGAACCUCCAGCCCCUGAGGAUGUAGUAUCUUCAUCAAGUCAGGAACUGCCAACACAUUCUGUUGGUAUACAAACUUCAACAAGACUAAUGAAGAUGGCACUGGAGGAAUUUGGUGAAAGGAGCAACAAGAGAACUAAAGACACAGAGAAAGCAAUGAGAGACCUGGCUGAAAAGCUAAGACGAGAGUAUGAAGCAGAGAAACAAAAAGUAAUCCAGUCAACCAUGAAGCAGGUGGAGAAGGAGGUUGAUAGAGUCAAGGAUGAGUACCGAACUAAGAUAAAUGAAAUAGAAGACAAGCACAAACACGUGGUAUCUGACACAAAGAAAAAACAGUGGUGUUGGACAUGUGAAGCCGAGGCAAUCUACCAUUGCUGCUGGAACACGGCCUACUGCUCUAUUGAGUGUCAACAAGUUCAUUGGCAUAAGGAGCAUAAAAAACUGUGUCGCAGAAAGAGGUAACUUUGUGCAUAUAGGGGAACAAGUUGAGGGUCGAGAGAUAAGAGAAUAUUUUUAUGGAUUUUUGGAAAAAAUUUAAAAUUGUGCUAUUUGAUUAGAGUUUGCAUGGUUACAUACUGUACAAAGUUUAUUACAGUACACCAGUUGUAAAAAUUUUAUGAAACGGGAUAAUGUGUAAUAUGUGGAAAGUGACUCUUUCCAGUGAGAAUCCCUAAGUAGGUUAAGGUGAUCAGAAUGUAUAGUAAGGUACAUGACCAUGUUUACUUUUAUACUGUAAAUAGCACCCCAUAUAUUACCUUUGUCAUGGUUUUUGAAGCAGCUGUUGACUCAGCCACCUGAUGUGAGAAGCAUCAAGGGUUGCAUAGAUAGGUGAAGAACCUUGGAGUGCAGCUUGGCUAGAAGACGACGUCAGUCAGCUGCUGCUGCUCCACUUGGACAUUACCUGCAGAUUUCUGGUGAAGUUUUUUACAUUUGCAGAUAGUAUUUGGUAUCAAAUUAUUUGAAUGUGUAAGAUUUUGGUUUUGAUUAGUGUGUGAUGCAAUUUUUUCAAGGCAAGCAUGUACGUAUGUGCACAAAGCUGUUGAGUGCAUUACCCGAUUUGAAUUUUACCUCCACCACAGGUGACCGAUCCAUUCAUACAAUUAUAGACAACUCACUAGGUAGCCAUUUUAGAGUGUGCGCAUGUGUUGAACUGCUGCUGUGGUCAGCAAUUAAUCUGCCGAGUCAAAUAUGUUUCUUCCCAUAGAUAAAGCGAUGACAGUUGUUGGUAGGAAUACUGUAUAAAGAAGAUAGCUUGCUGGCAAGCAUGUAAAUUUAUACCCCCUACCUUCAUUACAUGGUCAUGAAGCACAGGCUGGUGCAAGGAUACAUGAAUACAGUAACACAUUAGUUUCCCACCAGUCACUAAAGUCCCUCUCGAGGAAGUGAUACUCGGUUGCAUAUUGUGUGUGUUAUUGUUGCUCGCACAUUAUUGAGUUGAAUCUUCAUUCUCAUCUUUGUAUUCACUCAAAACUGUUGCAAUUAAUGAGUGACGAUUUUUUAUUUGUAAAAAUUAUCAUAUUUAUUUUACAAUGUUUGUUAGAAAAUUACUUUGUUCUGAGUUGUUCUCAGGUUGACAAUCUGAUGAUGAAUCUUCUGUGAAGAAUGAUCUUUUGGGGCUGUACAUUAUUGUGGUCAGGAUUUUUUCAUAGAUUUAUGUAAUGUUUAGGAAUAAAGUAUAUUGAUUUUUGCCUUAUGAAAACACAUUAUUUUACAGUUUAGGCAGCUUAUUAUUGUAGGUACUCUAAUUAUUUUUCUGAUUGCAGCCCUGUGAAGAUAAAAAAAUUGUAGUUUUUGGGUAGUAAUGUGUCAGGGAUACUUUGAUUUAAUGCAAAAAUGUCUAAUUAUAAUAUACAGUACAGUAUUUAGUUUCAGCAGAGUGGUAAUAUUUAUAUUUUCUGGGGGGAACAUCCACGGUGUCUCCCUGAAGCUAUCUUGCUGAGAUUGCUCUAUAAUAAUAGGUCACAUCAAAUGUUUAAGUUCUGUUUGGCCUACCAGGGACAAGGACCAGAACUUGGACCCCUCACAGAAGCGCAUGGAGCGCGUGACAAUUUGCCACCUGAAAAAGCCUCCAGAAAUUCGGCAAAGCCUUACAGAGCUGGAGUGUUCACAGAAAAUGAAGCCUCAAAACCAUCGCACAACUCCCCAAACUAUUCACACAGAUUUAGGGACUUGCUCAAACUAGCUCAAAACUCAUUGGUGACAAUUACCACCACCAGGCAGCUCAGCCCCACUCUCGGCUGGCUCCCAAUCUCGGCUCUGUUGCAGAUGUGGUGGACAGUACCUCUGCCUUUACUGUUAGGUCUGCCAUUCUUGAGAAAGUACCAUCUCUUCAAGUUAAGUGCCGAUUAUCCUUGGACUUUGUCCUUCAAGGGCCAUUUGCUUGUUGCAUUGAUCCUUAUUUUAAUAUUAGUUUCACAUGCAAGUUUUUUUAUCUAGCUUUUUGUGUGGGAUUGUUUUUUAUUUAUUUUUCUUCUGCAUGCAUUCAGGGUUGUCUUCCCCGCGUGCCUGCUAAAUCUGCCCAUGCACAGUCGAGAGUUAUCUUCUCUGGUGUGUUCGGGAGGUUGCCGCUGAAAGGCCUGGACACCAUGUUAAAGACCUUGCCUUGGGCUAACCAUGAAUCUUUGAUUCCUUUGUUGAAGUCCUUGUCUCUGUGCAUUCUGUCGAUUGUGGUGGGGGGUUCACAUGAUUGUUUAAACACCAUGCUGCAGUUAUCAUUUGUAGCCUGGUGGUUUUAGCUGCAUUUGGUGACUAUUCUUCUAGCAUGCGGCCCCAGUGCCUAGGGUUUCUGCUUAGCUACCUUCAGACCCUGGUAAUCCCCUUGCAGGUGUCUGGCGUGGUCUGUUAUGGAACAGCACAUAGAGUCCACCAUUGCUGAGUGCAAGUUUGAAGGGUGCUUUUUAUCUGUGCUGCCUGACAAUGAGCAUUGUUUCUACCUGCCAUGCUGCCUCCUUUUCCUUUCCCCAUUGGCAUGGUUAGCUCUGCUUGUGGUCUUUUCUCCCCAGGUACUGCCUCCAAAACAUUUCAGGGUUUCAGAGUUAGUUGAACAUUUUGGGGGAUGGAUGUGUUUGGGAAGGACUUUGGCUUUGCUGCAGAUCCUGGGCUUCUGGGGCCCAUUAUGUUCACAAGUUCACAGCUAAGGCCACUGUCUUCUACAACAUGUCCUGGCAUGAUAUUUGGACAUGGUGGUUUUUGCAUUCUAGCAGGGUUGUGGUGACCCAGUAUUUAGUCAGUGUUCCUGGUGCUAGUUGUGUGUUACUGUGGGCUGUGUCUCCUGGCCUGGGUUCUCUCCUUUGUACUAGGACCUGCCACCUCUCCUCCUCCUCCCUGAUUUUGUUCUCUGUGGUUAGUUAACUUCAGGGAACCACUGGGUGGUUCUCCCUAGAAACUAGGCAUUGAAUGCACUGAAAUGCCACAUUCUGGAGGAGCCCCGGUGACCUCCUCUCCUCCCCUCCUUAGUUUGUUGGUUCAUUGCUAGGUUGUUCACCUGCUCCAGAACUAAGAUAAGGAGCCAGCUGAGGCCUGGGGCUGGACCACCUGGUGGUGGUAAACAGGGCUAACGAGUUUCAAGCUAGUUUGAGUGAAUCCCUCGUUCUGCGUUGUUUUCCGAGUUUGUUUUGAGGCUUCAUUUUCUAUGAACCUUCCUGUUGUCUGUAAAGCUUCACUAACUUUCUGGAGUUCUUUUUUCAGUGGAGUGGCGAAUUGUCACUCACUUUCUCUACCCUGUUUUCAAGCUUGGGUCUGGGCUGGGCUUGGGAAGUAGAACUCUCAUAACCCCAUCCAUGUACAAUUCAUCCUGGUACAAUCCAUCCAGGUACCUCUGUGAGGAUGGUGGGAGGGGGGAGCAGUUCUUAUUCUGGUCCCCAGUAGGCCAAGUCUAACUUCAAUGAAUGAUGUGACCUUUUAGUAUGGAGCAUCUCGAAGAUAACUUCAAGAAACCACUGAGGCUCCUCCAGGAAAAGUAUUCCAUUAUAUUCAAUGCUGGGCUUUUAUUAUUAUGAUAUGAAGUCAGGUAAUGUUAAACAUUUUAUCUCUAUUAAAAUAUCAAUUAUCAAUGUUAAUAUGUUUGUAGAAUUUGUAAACUUUAUAGUUUUCCUAAAUUGUUGUUUUGUGGUGCAGUUAACGAAUAAAAUAAUUUAUGUUUACUGUAUUUAUGUAAUUUCUUAAAGCUGAUUUCUGAUGAACCAACAUUCUUCUAGGCAAAAACCUAUAAUUAAAUGUAAAAUCCAUGCUCUCCGGAGUAAUAUUGCAGGAACCCUUUAGCCUAGUGUAGUUGCUCAGAAUCAAUAUUCUGUUAAUAUUUGUUAAGAUUGAAGUUGUUUUUGUAAUCAUUUAUCAGGUAUUAUUAUAUAUUAAUGAUAAACAAAAUUGAUUUUGAGUUCUUUAAAGUAAAAAUAGCUGUAUUAUUAUUAUUAUUAUUAUUAUUAACAAAUUUAUAGGUACUGUAUCUAGGUUUUAUCCUAAAUCGAACUUAGUUAUGGAUAAUGGCAGCUGCAAAGCAGAUGUUUUGGGAAAACUCAAGUGAGAUUUUCCCUGCUGUUCAAGUCAAACUUGACAAUAACAUUGUUAUUUUAUAUUAGUGUGUCUUCUGAUUAACAAAAUAGGUAAGAUGUUUUAAUUAUGUGGUGCCAAAACAUGGUUGAUUGAUGCCUAUAGUAUUUUUGUCAUAUACAGUAUUUGUUAUGGUGGGUAUCUUAUCUUGAGGUUAUCUUGAGAUGAUUUCGGGGCUUUAGUGUCCCCGCGGCCCGGUCCUCGACCAGGCCUCCACCCCCAGGAAGCAGCCCGUGACAGCUGACUAACUCCCAGGUACCUAUU
Molecule: messenger RNA, 7172 nt
Organism: Procambarus clarkii (red swamp crayfish)
Lineage: Eukaryota; Metazoa; Arthropoda; Malacostraca; Decapoda; Cambaridae
Product: zinc finger MYND domain-containing protein 11
Biological process (GO): regulation of signal transduction; regulation of transcription elongation by RNA polymerase II
Cellular component (GO): nucleus
Molecular function (GO): DNA binding; transcription corepressor activity
Source: RefSeq, a predicted model, not a curated record